Molecule: messenger RNA, 1133 nt
Organism: Zymoseptoria tritici IPO323
Lineage: Eukaryota; Fungi; Ascomycota; Dothideomycetes; Mycosphaerellales; Mycosphaerellaceae
Exons: 4
Coding region: 75-1133 (352 amino acids)
Molecular function (GO): zinc ion binding; oxidoreductase activity
Source: RefSeq, a predicted model, not a curated record
UUCCUCCUCCUCCAAUACCAAUUGACCUCCACCCCGACAUCUCCCAAACUUUACCAAUUCCAAUCACCGCAAAAAUGGGCGACAUCCCUACCGAGCAGUGGGCCCAAGUUGUCGAGAAGACCGGCGGACCAGUCGUCUACAAGAAAAUUCCCGUCCAGAAGCCUGGCCCAGAUGAGGUGCUUGUCAACAUCAAGUACUCCGGCGUCUGCCACACAGACUUGCACGCCGUCAAUGGUGACUGGCCACUGCCCACAAAACUCCCACUCGUCGGUGGUCAUGAGGGUGCCGGUGUUGUUGUAGCCAAAGGCGACUUGGUGCAAGAUAUUGAAAUCGGUGACUAUGCCGGCGUGAAAUGGAUCAACGGCUCCUGCCUCGCCUGCGACUUCUGCCAACAAUCCGACGAACCCCUCUGCAGCAAGGCUCUCCUCUCCGGCUACACCGUCGACGGCUCCUUCCAGCAAUACUGCAUCGCCAAGGGCGCCCACGUCGCUCGCAUCCCAAAGGAGUGCAAGUUGGACGAAAUUUCGCCCAUCCUUUGCGCUGGCAUCACCGUCUACAAGGGCUUGAAGGAGUCAGGUGCGAAGCCAGGCCAAACCGUCGCUAUCGUUGGUGCGGGCGGUGGUCUGGGAUCGCUGGCGCAGCAGUACGCUCGCGCCAUGGGUCUCCGGACGAUUGCGAUCGACACUGGUGAUGACAAGAAGAAGAUGUGCUUGGAGCAACUCGGCUCGUACGCCUUUGUCGACUUUGCGCAGUCGCAGAAUGUGGUCAAGGAUGUCCAGGCCGCUACUGAGGAUGGUCUUGGUCCACAUGCUGUCAUCCUUGUGGCUGUCAACGAGAAGCCGUUCCAGCAGGCUGCUGAGUACGUCCGCCCUCGCGGCACAGUCGUCUGCAUCGGUCUACCCGCUGGUGCAUUCCUCAAGGCUCCCGUCUUCGAGUCGGUCAUCAAGAUGGUCACCAUCAAGGGCUCCUACGUCGGCAACCGCAAAGACUCCUCGGAAGCCAUCGAGUUCUACCGCCGCGGCCUCAUCAAGGCGCCGUUCAAGACGGUCGGUCUGUCGGAGCUGCAGAGUGUGUAUGAUUUGAUGCAGAAGGGCGCUAUCGCUGGGCGAUACGUUGUGGACACCUCGAAGUAA